Molecule: messenger RNA, 811 nt
Organism: Castor canadensis (American beaver)
Lineage: Eukaryota; Metazoa; Chordata; Mammalia; Rodentia; Castoridae
Source: RefSeq, a predicted model, not a curated record
AUGAGAACUACAGGACUACUUGUCUGCAGACACUUUGUUGUCAUGUGCCUCCUUCAGAUGGCCACACCAAGCUCAGAACAGUUCAUAGUGAAUGGCUUAAAGGGGCCAGUCUUGGCUCCAUUAAGUGGAGAUGCAGAUCUCAGUUGUCAGUUGUCUCCUCCACAAAAUGCACAGCACAUGGAGAUUUGCUGGUUUCAGAACCACUACACACACCCUGUUCACCUGUACAAAGAUGAAGACCUGUUUGGAGAAACUAUCCCCAAGUAUGUGGAGUGAACAGAACUGGUGAAAGAUGCCAUUGGAGGAGGUAAAGUGACCCUCAGGAUCUUCAAUGUCAGUGUUGAUGAUGAUGGACAGUACCACUGCAUCUUCAAAGAUGGUGAUUUCUAUGAAGAGGACAUCACAGAAGUGAAGGUCACCACCAUAAGCCCAGCCAUACAGAUUACUGUGCAUCUUCCUAAUACUAAAGAAAUGAUAGCGGAGUGUCAUUCAGGAGGUUGGUUCCCACAGCCUCAAAUGGAAUGGAAAGACAGCAAGGGAGAGAUCAUUCCACCUACAUCAAAAUCCCACUCACAGUGUGGAGACAAAUUGUUCAACCUGAAGAUAACUCCUCUCCUUAGAGAUGGCUCCCACAGAAAUGUCACUUGCUGCCUUCAAAACCCAGUAACUGACCAGGAAGAAAGGACAAACACUGUCCUAGCAGAAAAGCUACUUUCAUGGAAGAGUACAUGGCUGGUUCUCCUCACAAUUCUGUUGGUGCUGCUAGUCUCUAUUAUAGUUCCAAGUAUUGAACUAAAUCUCAGAAAACAAG